This is a messenger RNA of Acytostelium subglobosum LB1, 1380 nucleotides long. RefSeq lists its product as hypothetical. The coding region runs from base 1 to 1380 and encodes 459 amino acids. The transcript has 2 exons. NCBI's taxonomy places the organism in Eukaryota, Evosea, Eumycetozoa, Acytosteliales, Acytosteliaceae. The record is from RefSeq and is a predicted model, not a curated record.
AUGACAUGCAAGAGGAUAUACAUCAUCCGAAAUUCAAUCGCUCAGACAACAAUCACUUGCCACUGUGCCAAACAAUAUCGAUGUUCAAUCAACCUUAACAAACUUGCCAACUUCCAUCAAUGUCUUCCACAAUUUGCAGACUUUGAUCUUGACCUUGAAUCGCACAGUGAUAAGCCAUUCAGGCCGUGGCCCAGCGAUAACAACGAUGGCCAUGGGUUGAGUGUGAUGAUGGAGAAGCCUUUCAAUCAAUCGUUGAGGACUGUGACCUUCCCUGCAGAGGUUACUUCGAUCAGGUUUAGCAUUGAAUCACGGUUUAAUCAAUUGAUCGAGCCUGGUGAUUUGCCAGAGGGCAUAACAUCACUCUCUUUGAAUUUCUGCUACAACCAACCUAUUAAGCCAGGCUCACUCCCACGAUCAAUCACAUACAUCUAUUUCGGCAACAAGUUCGAUUACCCUCUUGAGCAUGGCUUACUCCCACCACAUCUGCGCGAGCUUCGGCUGGGCCUCCAAUAUGAACAGCAGAUCUAUCCUGGCCAGCUACCAAGCUCGCUCACUACAUUGUAUUAUAAUGGUAACCUUCAACAUCAGCUCAUUCCUGGUGCACUUCCAUCGUCGUUGAUCUACCUGCGCUUGGACCAAAUCAAUGGCCACCCUCUGAUCCCCGACACACUCCCCAGAUCAUUGGUGGAGCUUGUGUUUGGAUCAUCCUUCAACAGCCACAUCAUGCCUGGUGCGCUCCCUUCUGGACUCUGCUCACUCAAAUUCGGGUAUCUAUUCAACAGACCUAUCCAACAAGGAGUCCUGCCCGAGUCCUUGACCAGGCUAAAGUUUGGACAUCAAUUUAAUCAACCGUUGGUACCGGGUACUUUGCCCAAGUCCCUUCAAACAUUGGAGCUGGGCUCGAUGUUUGAUCGAUCACUAGUCUUGCCACACUCACUCAUUCACCUAUCACUUGGAUCAGAGUUCCAACAAACACUUACCAGUAAGAUGAUACCAUCAUCAUUGACAUCACUUAGGUAUGCCAACAACAUAUCAGAGUUGAUCACAAUGGACACGUUCAAGCAUUGUCGCAUCCAGAACUUGAGGAUGGACCUUGAUACUCCAGAGGCACCUGGAAUGUUGGAUAAAUCAAUGUUUGGUGGACAUGUCCAGACAUUGACAAUGAAGUGGCACCAUGAUCUUCAGGAUGCCAUUAGACAAUAUAUGGACUGUAGUGGCGGCAUAACAAACUGUUAUUUGAAGAGUCUCAAAUCUAUGAUUCGUCGACUGGAUGAUCAACAACAUUACAUCGUGAUCAACAAUCAAUAUGGAUUAUAUAUUCUCGAUCAUGAUACACUACUCAAUAAUGCAAGGACCAUAUUCAAGCCAAUAGAUGAUUGA